This is a messenger RNA of Phycomyces blakesleeanus NRRL 1555(-), 1605 nucleotides long. RefSeq lists its product as hypothetical. Bases 1 to 1605 code for a protein of 534 amino acids. Gene Ontology annotation, molecular function: flavin adenine dinucleotide binding; heme binding; oxidoreductase activity, acting on the CH-CH group of donors. The record is from RefSeq and is a predicted model, not a curated record. The transcript is spliced from 6 exons. Lineage: Eukaryota; Fungi; Mucoromycota; Mucoromycetes; Mucorales; Phycomycetaceae.
AUGAAAUAUACACCCGAACAAGUGGCAACACACAACUCGCUCAAUGAUUGCUGGAUCAUCGUUCAAGGCAAAGUGUUUGACAUAACAAACUUUUUGAGUGAACACCCCGGAGGAAAAAAGGUUCUUGUCAAGGUUGCCGGAAAAGACGCCACUAAACAAUUCAAGCAAUUCCAUAACGAUGCUAUAAUGGAGCGUAUGGGUCUUCCUAUGCAAAUCGGCGUUGUAGAAUCAUACAAUGAUAAAAAAGUUCCAAAGAAAGUAGUCGAUGUCUCGGCUACAUCCAGUACUGCCGCCACGCCUUUCACCGAACUCGCUCGGAAUACAGGUGCUGUACCAUAUGGAGAUCCUAGUUGGUGUCAGGAAUGGAACAGCCCCUAUUACAAGGAGUCCCAUAUCAAACUUCGAAAUUAUGUGCGUCAAUUUGUUGACAAGGAAAUUACUCCUUUCUGUCAUGAGUGGAGCGAAGCCAAAAAAAUCCCAUCUCACAUCAUCAAGAGAUGUGCCGAAGUCGGACUUUUGAAUGCGCUCUCUGGUGCAGGAACCAUACCAGCAAUGUCCUCUUUGAUGCCUUAUCCUCUCCCUACUGAUAUCCAGCCCAAAGAUUUUGAUAUUUUCCACGAAGCCGUAUGUAUUGACGAACUAUCUCGUUGUGGCUCAGGUGGACUUAUUUGGGCUGUUGAAGGUGGUCUUUCCAUUGCAUUGCCACCUGUAAUGAACUUUGGGUCGCCCGAGAUGAUUAAAAAAGUUGUUCCUGCAUGUCUUUCAGGCGAUAAAUAUAUUGCAUUGGCUAUCACAGAACCUUCUGCUGGAUCUGAUGUUGCAAACCUUAGUACUUCUGCCAAGGAUAUGGGUGACCACUUUUUGGUCAAUGGACAAAAAAAGUGGAUUACUCAGGGUGCUUAUGCCGACUAUUAUGUCGUAGUUUGUCGUACCGGAGGUGAAGGAAUGAAUGGGAUGUCAUUAUUAUUAAUCGACCGGGCUACACCUGGUGUGGAGGCCCGUUACAUGGACGUCCAGGGAAUGUGGGGUUCUGGAACAGCUUAUAUUGUUUUCGAAGACGUCAAGGUCCCCAAAGAAAACUUGAUUGGAAAACUCAACCAAGGAUUCAAGUAUAUUAUGCACAACUUUAACCACGAACGCUUGAGUAUCAUUAUCCAGGCAAAUCGCCUUGCCCGUGUGUGUGUAGAAGAGUCUUUCAAGUACUCCAUCAAGAGAAAGACAUUUGGCAAACGCCUAAUUGACCAUGCUGUCAUUAGAAACAAGUUUGGUCAUAUGAUCCGUCACUGCGAGGCUACUCACGCUUGGCUAGAAAGUGUCUUGUAUCAAAUCCAGACUCUUCCAAAGGAAACCCAAGCUAGUCGCCUAGGUGGUCCUAUUGCUCUUCUCAAGGCCCAAAGUACCCAAACCUUUGAAUAUUGUGCCCGUGAGGCAUCACAAAUAUUCGGCGGGCUUUCCUACACUCGAGGCGGGCAAGGUGAGAAGGUAGAGCGUUUGUACCGUGAAGUAAGAGCCUAUGCUAUUCCUGGAGGAUCAGAAGAAAUUAUGCUUGACCUUGGUGUUCGGCAAGCACUAAAGAAGGUGACAGUUGGACAAGCAAAGCUUUGA